AUGCCCGAAAUCAUCGACGACAAAUCUGAACACUGUAUUCCUUUCCUACUCGAGCGAUUAAAAGCCCACCAGGCCCGAUAUGGGAACGACCCCACCCCUCCGUUCUUCCUGGGCCUGAACGGCGUCCAAGGAGCCGGCAAAACAGUGCUAGUUUCCACUCUCCAAUCGACGUUGCGGUCCCCGCCAUACUCUCUCCCCGUCGUGACUCUCUCCCUCGAUGAUCUGUACCUCACGCACGACGGCCAGCGCACCCUAGCGCAAUCAUUCCCUUCAAACCCCCUUCUCCAGCAUCGCGGUCAGCCCGCGACUCAUGAUCUGCCUUUGGCGACCCAGGUAUUUGAAUCCCUUCGCGCCGGUCGCCCCACCGCCAUCCCGCAGUACGACAAGUCCGCAUUCUCCGGUCAAGGCGAUCGGGUCCCGCAGUCGCAGUGGGAGGUCGUCAAUCAACCGGGGCAGGAUGAAGUCAAAGUGGUCAUCUUCGAGGGUUGGUGUGUCGGGUUCCGCGCAUGGGAUGACGCAACCCUGCGCGAGAAAUGGGAGGCUGCCGUCCGGCAGAAGGAGCAAGGGGAGUAUAACGGACGUCUAGGACAUGUGCGAUUUGAAGAUGUCAAGACUGUCAAUGAUGCCUUGCGCGCGUACGAUCUCAUCACUGAUCAAUUAGAUGCGCUGAUUCACAUCGACGCUCACGACUCCCAUUACGUCUAUGACUGGCGCCAGGAACAAGAGAGGACUCUCCGUGCCGCGAAAGGAACAGGAAUGACACCAGAACAAGUCACUCAUUUCGUUGACGGCUAUUAUCCCUCCUACGAACUCUUCACCGAAACCCUCCGCGAAGGCGUCUUCAAGCCGACUCCCCACGCAACGACCGCCAGCACUUCGUCUGCACCCUGGCAGGGAAGACAGCUUCGUUUGGUGGUUGAUCGAAAUAGGCGAGUCCAAGAGGUUAUUAGAAUUUAGCUUUAAGGUGCUGAUGAUAGAAGGGUUAUUAAAUUGGGGGGGGGGGGC
Molecule: messenger RNA, 1005 nt
Organism: Aspergillus steynii IBT 23096
Lineage: Eukaryota; Fungi; Ascomycota; Eurotiomycetes; Eurotiales; Aspergillaceae
Product: TDA10 family protein
Exons: 5
Coding region: 1-957 (318 amino acids)
Cellular component (GO): cytoplasm
Source: RefSeq, a predicted model, not a curated record